AUGCUAUCUCAUAUCGCUCUCCUUAUUGUUAUUGCCUCUGCAAAAAAUAAUCGAUCAUCUCAAAUAUUCAAUACUGGAGAUAUUGUAUUUGUUUGUGAUAAACUUUUAAUUGAAAAUUCUGAAGAAAAUAUAACUGUGACUUAUGCUAGCAUCAUUGAUUCUGAAGAAUUUAUUCAUUUUGGAGUUGAGUGUGUAGAAUAUGAUUCAGUUACUGGAACAUCCAUUGUUAAGAUAGAAAUUAUUAUUCUUUAUAACUCUCAAUCUAUGAGAUUUAAGUAUUUGGAUGCAUCAGGUAUCAAUAUUAAAAUACGAAAUACUUAUCUUAUAUCAGGAUUCAUUAAAUUCUCUGAUUCUGGUAAAUUGAUGAUAGAGGCUACAGAUUUCGACUUUCUGAAGUCACAAAUAUAUAGUUCUAAUAUUACCAAAAUUUCAUCUGAUAAAUCAUCAAAGUCUCAUUCAAUUUUAGACAUUAUUGCUGAUAAUAAUAAGCCUGCUACAUCUAAUAAUCAUUGUUCUAUUAAUCGUAAUAAUAACACAACUAAGAAUCAUGAUAAUAGAGAACAACAUAGUGAUUAUAAAGAAGAAAGAGUAAUGUCUUCUGAUGAACAUAUUAAGUCGAUGGAUAAAAACAAUGAUCAGGAAGACAAAGAUCAAUCUAAAAAAAGAAAGAGAAGUAUGCAAAGUUUUAGCAUCAAGAAAAAAAAAGGAAAAAAAGCAGUAAAAUAA
Dentiscutata erythropus is the source of this 726-nucleotide messenger RNA. NCBI's taxonomy places the organism in Eukaryota, Fungi, Glomeromycota, Glomeromycetes, Diversisporales, Gigasporaceae. The record is from the annotation of a GenBank genome assembly.